Epithele typhae is the source of this 759-nucleotide messenger RNA. RefSeq lists its product as uncharacterized. The transcript is spliced from 2 exons. The record is from RefSeq and is a predicted model, not a curated record. The coding region runs from base 1 to 759 and encodes 252 amino acids. NCBI's taxonomy places the organism in Eukaryota, Fungi, Basidiomycota, Agaricomycetes, Polyporales, Epitheliaceae.
AUGUGUCAGCCAUUCAAGUGCAUGUGCUUCUUGCCCGGCUCCUUCAACCAGCCGACCAUUUACUGUACCUACCAAACGAAGGGCAUCCGCGCCAUCGUCGAGCACCAGCAGCAGGCGCACGGCAUCGCCAACUACAGAGCCAUCGGUGUGCCAGAGCUGCCGGACCUGAGCCAGUACAACCACUGCUGCGUCGAAGUUGAAGCCCACCGGCGUCCUUUCCGGGACCUCGGAGACGCCGCGCAGGGGAAACGUUCGGUGGCCGGCAUCCUCUCAAAGCCGUCCACGGAACCCCAGACGAAGCUACGCAAGCUCUUGCCGGCAUCAUUCCUGCUCCCUGUGGGUGUCUCUAGGACUUCCGACCCCACCAACGCCGGUUCUGUCCCAUCGCAACGCAAGCACUCGGUAUACCAGCCCGCCUCCGAACCUUCCACGUUCGCCCCCGCCUCUCUCAAAGUCGGCAGGAAUCCUCCACCCCCUCCGCCUCAGGUCCUGGUCUCUUCUCCCGUCCCUCCGCCACCUCCACCGCCUAGCCCAGAUAUCUGUCCUCCUCUCACUCGGCCUCUCCCGCCACAGGCAACGGCGGUCGUACAGAUGCCCCCUCCGCCGCCGAUCUACUUCCUGCGCAACCUCUUCUGCAAGGAGCACGACGACCCCGAAGAAUCGGGCGCUGUCGGGCAGGGAAGCAAGCCCCGCUUGCCCUCCUUCGCCGAGGGGUUCUCGUUUGCCUCUGUUUACCUCGACGACCGGUCCGAGUACUAG